AUGGCGGCGCAGAGGAGGAGCCUGUUGCAGAGUGAGCAGCAGCCAAGCUGGACAGACGACCUGCCGCUCUGCCACCUCUCCGGGGUGGGCUCGGCCUCCAACCGAAGCUACUCGGCUGAUGGCAAGGGCACCGAGAGCCACCCGCCCGAGGACAACUGGCUCAAGUUCAGGAGUGAGAACAACUGCUUCCUGUACGGGGUCUUCAACGGCUACGACGGCAACCGGGUGACCAGCUUCGUGGCCCAGCGCCUGUCCGCCGAGCUCCUGCUGGGCCAGCUCAGCGCCGAGCACACGGAGGCCGACGUGCGCCGCGUGCUGCUGCAGGCCUUCGACGUGGUGGAGAGGAGCUUCCUGGAGUCCAUCGACGAUGCUCUGGCCGAGAAGGCGAGCCUGCAGUCCCAGCUGCCAGAGGGGGUCCCCCAGCACCAGCUGCCUCCUCAGUAUCAGAAGAUCCUCGAAAGACUCAAGGUGCUGGAGAGGGAGAUUUCCGGAGGAGCCAUGGCGGUCGUGGCUGUCCUUCUCAACAACAAGCUCUACGUCGCCAACGUCGGUACGAACCGCGCACUGCUGUGCAAAUCCACGGCGGACGGGCUGCAGGUGACACAGCUGAACGUGGACCACACCACGGAGAACGAGGAUGAGCUCUUCCGCCUCUCCCAGCUGGGUCUGGACGCAGGAAAGAUCAAGCAAGUGGGGAUCAUCUGUGGGCAGGAGAGCACCAGGCGCAUUGGAGAUUACAAGGUCAAAUAUGGCUACACUGACAUCGACCUGCUCAGCGCUGCCAAGUCCAAGCCCAUCAUCGCGGAGCCCGAAAUCCACGGCGCGCAGCCCCUGGACGGGGUGACGGGCUUCCUGGUGCUGAUGUCCGAGGGGCUGUACAAGGCCCUGGAGGCGGCCCACGGGCCUGGGCAGGCCAACCAGGAAAUCGCCGCUAUGAUCGACACCGAGUUCGCCAAGCAGACCUCCCUGGACGCGGUGGCCCAGGCCGUGGUGGACCGGGUGAAGCGGAUCCACGGGGACACCUUCGCCAGUGGCGGCGAGCGUGCCAAGUUCUGCCCGAGGCACGAGGACAUGACUCUGCUGGUGAGGAACUUCGGCUACCCGCUGGGCGAGAUGAGCCAGCCCGCAGCAUCCCCGGCUCCAGCCGCAGGAGGACGUGUGUACCCCGUAUCCGUGCCUUACUCUAGCGCCCAGAGCACCAGCAAGACCAGCGUGACCCUCUCCCUCGUCAUGCCCUCGCAGGGCCAGCUGGUCAAUGGGGCCCACAGCGCUUCCACCCUGGACGAAGCCACUCCCACCCUCACCAACCAGAGCCCGACCCUGACCCUGCAGUCCGCCCGCACGCACACUCAGAGCAGCAGCUCCAGCUCGGACGGGGGCCUCUUCCGCUCGCGGCCUGCCCACUCGCUGCCGCCCGGCGAGGACGGCCGAGUGGAGCCCUACGUGGACUUCGCCGAGUUCUACCGCCUCUGGAGCGUGGACCACGGCGAGCAGAGCGUGAUGACGGCGCCGUAG
Pipistrellus nathusii (Nathusius's pipistrelle) is the source of this 1515-nucleotide messenger RNA. NCBI's taxonomy places the organism in Eukaryota, Metazoa, Chordata, Mammalia, Chiroptera, Vespertilionidae. The record is from the annotation of a GenBank genome assembly.